This is a messenger RNA of Cyprinus carpio (common carp), 979 nucleotides long. RefSeq names its product cytidine deaminase-like. The transcript has 5 exons. Bases 269 to 625 code for a protein of 118 amino acids. Gene Ontology annotation, cellular component: cytosol. The record is from RefSeq and is a predicted model, not a curated record. Gene Ontology annotation, molecular function: zinc ion binding; cytidine deaminase activity. NCBI's taxonomy places the organism in Eukaryota, Metazoa, Chordata, Actinopteri, Cypriniformes, Cyprinidae.
UAAUUAAUUGAGAGGGUUGUUAGGGUUGUUUUUUGUCCCGCCCACAACACUUGCUCGAGGUCAGUUGUCCUGUCACAGCACCCGUCCAAGAAAUGUCAUUAUUCCUGUCGAGGUAACAACAACUGUUCAUAAAACUGCGGCAUAUUUUGAAAAUACGCCGUCAAAAGGACUAUAUCUAGUCCGGCCUAACAAGACGGUUAGUUAUGGCUGGCUUGAAUAUUGUGAAUAAGUUGCGGAACUAGUAGCAAAAUGCUUGCAGGCACGAGAAAUGGCUUACUGUCCGUACAGUGGGUUUCCAGUCGGCGCUGCCGUUUUGACGACAGGGGGCGCCAUUAUCACCGGCUGUAAUGUUGAGAAUGCCUCCUAUGGCCUUACUGUAUGUGCGGAGAGAACUGCGAUACAGAGAGCGGUCGCAGAAGGCUAUCGAAGAUUUACAGCCAUAGCUGUCACAUGUGAUAUCAAAGAUAGUUUUGUGGGACCCUGCGGUGCUUGUCGACAGGUAUUAAUGGAGUUUGGCACAGAAUGGGACGUUUACCUCACUAAGCCAGAUGGAACCUAUAAGAAGACCAGUCUCCGAGAGCUCUUGCCUUUAGCAUUCACCCCAGCUCACCUGCAGAAGAACUGAAUGCACUGCCCUCAAAUUUAAUUUAACUUUUUAAAAUCUAAUUUUAGGAUUGAUACCAACUUUGAAGAAUUGAAAUGUGAACUGUCAUGUGAACUGUGCUGGACAUGAGGAGUUAGCUGCUUCUGAAGGCCAUUUCAGUCACAACAUCAUCUCAGUCCCCACUAGAGAGCACUACACACCCUGCAGUCUUUAAAAGAAGAAAAUAAUUUUUUGAAAUAAUCUGGUCAAUUUAGGCAGAUGUCUAUUUACAUGUAUGUUCAAAAGUUUGUGGUCAGUAAUUUUUUUUUUUUUUUUAAGAAAAUAACAUUUAUUUAGCAAGGACACAUUGAUCAAAAGUGACAAUAAAGACCUUUU